AUAUGUCUGAAAAAGAGGAAAAUGAGCUACCGCGGAGCACGGAAAAAGCGAAAAUUUCCACAAUUUCCUCGAAUUCUAUAGAUAGUGGAGGAAAAAGUGAAAGUGAUAUAAUAAUCGAUAAUCGAGAAACAUCAUGGCAAUCGAUAUAUUUACUAACUGCAAUCGGAAUGUUCUGUGGAAUUCAAUUUUCAAUAUUUUUCCCGACACUAUGGCCGUUUUUAAAUACAGUGGACCCAACGGCUUCUGCCUCUUUUUUCGGUUUUAUUACUGCCGCUUUUUCUGUUGGGCAGGGCCUGGCUUCGCCGGUUUUUGGGUAUUGGAUGAAUAAAGCAAAAUCUGUCCGCCAACCAUUGGUAUUUGGAAUUUCCGUAAUGAUUCUAUCAAAUAUAAUUUUCUGUUUUGUGGAGGCUUUUGCUGAAAAAGAACGUCGCUGGGUAAUGAUGGUCGCCCGUUUCUUCAUUGGCGUCGGCGCGGGGACCAUUGGAGUUAUGAGAGCCUACGCGGCCACAGCCAGUAGUUUAAAGGACCGUGCACGGGCUAUCACAUUUAUUCAGGCUUCUUACGUUAUUGGAAUGACGUUAGGACCCGGUAUUCAGGUCGCCUUCACGCCAAUCGGCUAUCCGGGUCUUUCGAAAGGUGUUUUCCACGUGGACAUGUACACGUCACCAGCUUGGUUUGCAUCGAUUAUUUCACUACUGUCUGUGAUUUUUAUUUUCAUAUUUUUGGAGGAAAAUUAUGCGGGACUCGACCAGGGUGCUGAUACUGAAGACAGUUACACAGCAAUGCCCACAUUCGACACGAUAUCAGUGGCGGUUUGUGUUUUGACACAGUUCACACUAAUGUUUAUCAUUACCAACCUUGAAACCAUCGGUUCCCUGUACGCUAAGAUGAUGUGGGGAUGGACAAAUGCGCAAGCUGUAGAGUACACAGGUAUUUUACAAGCUGUGAAUGGGCUGGUGGGAGUGCUGGUUUAUGCCCUUUUUGCAGUAAAACUUGGAGAUUACAUUUCCCAGGCUCGCGAGCGGAUUUUCACAAUUUUCGGUUUAGCACUAGGAGUACUGUACCAUGUGGUCACAUAUCCAUAUCCAUGGGGCCCCGAUUUGAAGUACACCACCAUAAAUGUGACAAUUCACGGAAAAAAUCAAACUGAAGAUUUGGGAUGUAAUCCGGCAAAAUAUCAUUGGUGUACUUAUACUAAGGAUGUGAAUUUCUGGCUUUACGCCUCAAUGUAUGGAAUUGUGCUCGCUGCCUGCUUUCCUAUCGUCAAUAUUUGUAUGAAUACACUAUUCAGCAAAAUUUUAGGAGCUAGGAGACAGGGAACUAUGCAAGGUGUAAUGUUGAUGGCUGGUAGUUUUGCACGUACAAUUGGGCCAUUGUUAGUGUCAUGGAUAUUCCAAGAAUGGGGUCCCGAACCGAUUUGGAUUAUUGAGAUCCUGACACUAUCAAUAACUGCAAUUUUCUGGAUGAUAUUCUAUCGCCGAAUGAAGCCACUGGACUCGAAUCCAAAGCUUGCACCAUAUCAAUUUUUCUAUUAUUCAAAAGGAAUUCGAUAUCGGAUUUAAAUUAUUUUUUAUUGAUUUUUUUUUGCAAAAUUUUUUUUCAAACGAAAAAUAACAAAAAAAACUAAGAAAAUAAAGAUCU
Caenorhabditis elegans is the source of this 1641-nucleotide messenger RNA. It is a transcript of the gene mfsd-8.3, whose product is annotated as Major facilitator superfamily (MFS) profile domain-containing protein. The record is from RefSeq and is marked reviewed. Lineage: Eukaryota; Metazoa; Nematoda; Chromadorea; Rhabditida; Rhabditidae. The coding region runs from base 3 to 1562 and encodes 519 amino acids. Gene Ontology annotation, biological process: transmembrane transport. Gene Ontology annotation, molecular function: transmembrane transporter activity. The transcript is spliced from 11 exons. Gene Ontology annotation, cellular component: membrane; vacuole.